Messenger RNA from Cyprinodon variegatus (sheepshead minnow), 1394 nucleotides. Its product is annotated as myelin-associated glycoprotein-like. NCBI's taxonomy places the organism in Eukaryota, Metazoa, Chordata, Actinopteri, Cyprinodontiformes, Cyprinodontidae. Bases 1 to 1308 code for a protein of 435 amino acids. The transcript is spliced from 6 exons. The record is from RefSeq and is a predicted model, not a curated record.
AUGAAGGAUUGUCUGAAUCUGAUGGCAGCUCUGUCUGAGAACAUGCUGACACUCAACAUGAUACUGAGUGUCUUCUUUAUUCCAGGUACUUUGGCUGGUUGUGGUAUAACACCGCACCUCAGAAUCACUACACCAAGGGAGCUUGAAGCUCUAAGCGGAUCUUGUUUGGAAAUCCCGUGUAUCUAUGACACAGAGGAUAACAGAUAUAACAGCAGCCAACCCAUCUAUGGAGUUUGGAUGAAAGGUGGUUACAUGCCUUAUCCAGAUAUAAUAAUUUUCAAUGGCAGUGGGUCAGUUAACAACUAUUCACUGAAUAUUUCUGGAAACCUGAGAGAGAAAUACUGCACCACUCUGUUUCCUGAUUUAAAGACCAGUUAUGCAGACAGAUACUUCUUCAGGAUUGAGAAUGAGCCGUUUAAAGCAACAGCUUGUGAUGAUCCACUGCAAAUAACAGUUAAAGAUUCUCCCUGGAGUCCCAGCAUUAAAAUCUCUGUUGGAGAUCUGAACGAGCAUCAGUCUGUCAUUCUAAGCUGCUCAGCUGUGACUCCCUGUCCACACUCACCUCCUGAACUCACCUGGAAUCUCCAACAAGACUCUGAGAAAAAAACAGAGAAAAACCCAGAUGGAACCUUUAUAACUAAAAUCCAGGAGACCAUCACUCUGUCAGACCCACUUGAGGGAUACAUCAGAUGUUCUGCCAGAUAUCCUGUCAAUGGAGGAUUCAAGACAGCAGAGACAAAAGUGACUCUCAAUGUUUCAUCUUCCAACAGUCCAUCAGGUUUGCUGUCAGCAGGUAGCUGGAUGGAGCUGAGUUGCUCCAGCAGAGCCAAGCCUCCUGCCAGCUUCAACUGGUUCUGGAACGACACAAAUGUAGUCAUGAAUGUAGCUGAGAGAGGAGAGUGUUAUAAGGCUAUAAAUCAUCUAGGAAACAAUACAUUGUCAAGGACCUGUUUUGAUGAUAAAGAUGCUCCCAGAAACACCUCAGCAUCCAUCAGUCCAUCAGGUUUGGUGUCAGCAGGUAGCUGGGUGGAGCUGAGCUGCUCCAGCAAAGCCAACCCUCCUGCCAACUUUACCUGGUUCAGGAACACCAAAAAUGGAACCAAAAAGGUAGCUACAAGUGACUUUUAUAGCUUCAGGGCCACUGAGGAUGGAGAGUAUUACUGUGAGGCUACAAAUGAUCAAGGGAAUCAGAGAUCAUCAAUCCUCUUUCUUAGUGUUAAAGAUAAUGCAGUCUUUGGACUCCAUAUUAUACUGAAGAUCUUGGGAACUAUUCUGCUCUGUAGUACGGUUGUCAUCUUUGAGUGGUGAGAUGAUCCUCUAUUUGUUUAUACUUUGCAGCUUAAGUUAUGUAGUGGUGUUUAAAUUAAGCUUUAUCUUCCAGCUGGUUCAGAUUC